AUGAAAGACAGUGGAAAGUUAGGCCACGAAACGAUCACAGGUGGAGCCGAAGCCAGUGGGGACUCGGAUGGUGAAGAUGAUAAAGACGCUGAUAUUGAAGCAACACCGGAUGAUGGUAGUAGUUUCGGUGUUCAACAGGUUUCGGCGAUGCUCGAUACGCCUGCUCACCAGCGCGCUGGUCGCAACAAAAACAUUGUCAUUGUGGGUAGCCAGUUGCCAAAGCUGACGUAUUCCUUUACCCGACGGAGGGUCCAGGACGACUGGUAG
Molecule: messenger RNA, 267 nt
Organism: Alternaria arborescens
Lineage: Eukaryota; Fungi; Ascomycota; Dothideomycetes; Pleosporales; Pleosporaceae
Exons: 1
Coding region: 1-267 (88 amino acids)
Source: RefSeq, a predicted model, not a curated record